This is a messenger RNA of Cicer arietinum (chickpea), 3891 nucleotides long. The record is from RefSeq and is a predicted model, not a curated record. Lineage: Eukaryota; Viridiplantae; Streptophyta; Magnoliopsida; Fabales; Fabaceae.
UAUUAUUUGCGACAAAUUAAGUACAAUUUAUCAAUUAUCUAGUGUGGUUGAACUUCUCUUGUUUAAAUUUUUCAUUUUCAGUUUGUGAAGGAAGUUUUUACACGUAAGAAGCUUGUCCUCUGAGAAAUGCUCAUAGUGUGCUAAUUCAACGUAUAAUAAUGAGUUAGCUAUGGAUUUAAACCAAAUCCAAUUCGCUCUGCGUUGUUGCGUACGCUUUCAAGCAAUUAAACAAGCAAAGUCACUCCAUUCCUACAUAAUUAAAUCCGGCCAUUUCAAUAACCUUUUUAUCUUAAACAACAUGAUCUCUGUUUAUGCAAAGUGUUCAAGUUUCUACGAUGCACGUAACCUAUUCGACGAAAUGCCUCAUAGAAACAUAAUUUCUUGGACAACAAUGGUCUCUGCAUUCACUAAUUCUGGCAUGCCCCACGAAGCUCUAAAUCUUUACAACCAGAUGCUGGAAUCUAAAACAGAACAACCUAAUCACUUUUUGUACUCUGCGGUUCUUAAAGCUUGUGGUCUUGUGAGAAAUGUUGAAUUGGGCAAGUUGGUUCAUUACCGAAUUUUUCAAUCUAAGUUAGAUAUUGAUACUGUUUUGAUGAAUGCCCUUUUGGAUAUGUACGUCAAAUGUGGUAGUUUGAAAGCUGCCCAACAAGUUUUCUAUGAAAUCAAGUGUAAAAAUGCUACUUCAUGGAACACCCUCAUUUUGGGACAUGCUAAACAAGGUUUGAUUGGUGAUGCGAUGAAACUGCUAGAUAAAAUGCCGGAACCAGAUAUUGUAUCUUGGAACAGCAUCGUUGCUGGUCUUGUAGAUAGUGCUAGUCCUCAUGCGUUGCAAUUUGUUUCGAUGAUGCACAUGAAGGACCUUAAAUUGGAUGAAUUCACAUUGCCAAGUGCCCUCAAAGCUUGUGGUUUUAGUGGUGAAUUAACGUUAGGAAGACAGAUUCAUUGUUGUAUUAUUAAGGCAGGGUUUGAGUCUAGCUGUUUUUGUAUAUCGGCGUUGAUUGAUAUGUAUUCGAUUUGCAAGCUAUUGGGCAAAGCAAUGAAGAUUUUUUAUCAAUUCUUUAGGAAUUCUCCUGUUUCUGAAAGCUUUGCACUUUGGAAUUCUAUGCUUUCUGGGUAUGUUGCCAAUGGAGAUUAUGUUGAAGCACUCCGUCUGAUUUCUCAUAUGCAUCAUUCUGGUGUACACUUUGAUCUUUAUACCUUUAGUAUUGCUUUGAAGAUCUGUGUCAACUUCACUAACCCGAGUUUGGCAUCUCAAGUGCAUGGAUUGGUCAUCACUAGUGGCUAUGAGUUAGAUUGUAUUGUUGGGAGCAUUCUUAUUGAUCUAUAUGCAAAACAGGGCAAUAUUAACAAUGCAUUAAGAUUGUUUGAGAGGUUGCCAGAUAAAGAUGUUGUAGCUUGGUCUAGUUUGAUUGCUGGUUGUGCUAGAUUCGGUUCAGAUAAAUUAGCUUUUUCCCUUUUCAUGGACAUGUUUCAUUUGGGUCUUCAGAUUGACCAUUUUGUUGUUUCAAUUGUUCUAAAAGCUUGUUCAAGUUUGGCAUCUCAUCAACGUGGCAAGCAAGUUCAUGCUUUAUGUCUAAAGAAGGGGUAUGCAUCCGAGAGAGUAAUUACAACUGCUCUAAUCGAUAUGUAUGCAAAAUGUGGUGACAUCGAGGAUGCCUUAGCUUUGUUUGGUUGUCUCUUGGAAAUCGAUACCAUGAGUUGGACAGGUAUUAUUGUGGGAUGUGCACAAAAUGGAAGAGCAGAUGAGGCAAUUAGUCUUCUGCAUAAGAUGAUAGAAUCUGGUACACUGCCAAACAAAAUCACCAUUCUAGGUGUUCUUACUGCUUGUAGGCAUGCUGGCCUCGUUGAAGAGGCAUGGGCUGUGUUUAAUUCUAUUGAAACAAAGCACGGAUUGAUGCCGUGCCCAGAACAUUAUAACUGUAUGGUUGAUAUUCUUGGUCAAGCAGGACGUUUUGAAGAAGCGGGGAAAUUGAUUUGUGAAAUGCCAUUUAAGCCCGACAAAACUAUAUGGUCUUCCUUGCUUAGUGCCUGUGGAACUUACAAGAACCGACAUCUUGCAAAGAUUGUUGCUGAGCAUCUCCUUGCUACCUCGCCAGAAGAUGUUUCUGUAUACAUAAUGGCGUCAAAUGUUUAUGCAUCUCUUGGAAUGUGGGAUAGUUUGAGCAAAGUCAGAGAAGCUGUAAAAAAAGUAGGGAGAAAAGGAGCUGGAAAAAGCUGGAUUGAGAUCUCAAGUUGAGAAUGCUGGUUUGGCGCAUAGCUUAACCUUCUCAAUAAGAUAUUUCCAGAUGAGUCACUUAUCAUUCUAGCUUAUACGGAAUGACAUAUGAUUGAAGCCUGAAUUUGAAAGACAGUCUUCAUGUUUCGGUAAUGACAUAAGUUCAGUUAGAAGGUUAAAGCACAGAAGUAUCAAAUUUUAAACAACUUUUAGAUGGAAGAAACUACACUGAAGAACACAAGAUUAAGUGCAACGAAUGCAGCAGUUCAAUCUGAUAAGCUUGUAAAUGCUGCUAUUUCCAUGAGGAAGAAACUACACUGAAGAACAAAAGAUUAAGUGCAAUGAAUGCAGCAUUUCAAUGCCAUGAGGUUUCUCUUUCCAUUCAAAAUAACUUACUGCAGCAGUUCAUUGCACUUCUUUGAAUCUCCUUAAGCCUGCCGGCUAUUGCCAUGAGGUUUCACACAUAAAUGGUUUGAAACUGUUCUGAUUUCUCCUCCCUACUGAAAACAUACGUCAAAUGAGUUUUCAGUUUUCUAUUGAAUUCCAUGUAAAGGUUCUACUUCAUGAAUUCUUUCUGGGACAUGGUGAAGCAGCUAUGCAAGGUUUGAUUGGUGGUGUGCUGAGACUGAUUUAUGAAAUACUUGAACCAGAUCUUGUAUCUUGGAACAGCAUUGUUGCUGGUCUUGCGGAUAAUGUUAGCCCGCAUGAAUUGCAAUUUGUUUCAUGAUGCACAUGAAGGGCUUAAAACUUGCCUGAUAAGCUUGUUCAAUCUGAAUGCAGUAGUUCAGUCCGAAAAGCUUGUUAUACAAACUGCUGACGCCAGGAGGUUUCAGUUUCACACAUCCAAUUUUUGCAUCACCCGACAAAAAUUAGAGGUAAGUUCAAUUGUACUUUCAAUAGUAUUUAUACUGCUUGUGAUUUUUACCACUUCUCUUUUUACUUUUCAGCUUCAUAUUAACCACAUAACGAUUAACCAUAUGUCACAUACUUCUUCUAUUAACAUCUUUUUGUGAUAAGCUUUCUUGAAAGUGGUUUAGAGUCUCCUUUCGCAAGCACAAAUUUUAAACGCCCGUCAAAUCUGAAGCCACAAUAUGUAGUUUGGAAGGAACCACGAAAAAAUACACUGGGAUGCGAGAAUUUGGGCAGCUGACAUAAUUCCAAUCUUACGGGAACUCAAAUUUGGUCAAUAUCAGAGAAGUCAUCAGGUCUCAGCUCAUCUUUUAGCUUGGUUGAGCAGCUUGACAUUCUCGAUGUUUCUUUGAAAAGUUUCAUUCUGAUGAGCAUGUGGUUGAGCCUCCACUAGGCAGCACAGAAUCAUGGUUGGGGGGGGUGUUCGCAUUUCGCAAACACCUCCAGGUAUGCCUACCACUUUUAUUAUUAUUAUUCGAUCAGAAGGGAAUUUUGAUUACACUGUCAGAGGGAAGGGAAACAGUCAUAAAACACCGCUGCAACAGUUUUUCAAAACCACAGAUCUUUUGUUAUCUUUUCAUCAUUAUGUUUCUGUACUUUUACAGUCAUUUGUACGAAAAGUUAAAAAAUGGGGGGCCACUUCAUUAUGAUUUUGACGUUAUGUAUUAAGCUUGGCCUUCAAUGGAAUUGUAUCUAGGAUUGAUGAUUAUCUUUGGUCUUUCCAAGCCAUGCUGUUAGUAACAAGUUAAACGACUAUUACCUUA